Amaranthus tricolor (Joseph's coat) is the source of this 2271-nucleotide messenger RNA. RefSeq names its product mitochondrial inner membrane protein OXA1-like. Gene Ontology annotation, biological process: protein insertion into mitochondrial inner membrane from matrix; mitochondrial respiratory chain complex IV assembly. Gene Ontology annotation, molecular function: membrane insertase activity. The transcript has 10 exons. NCBI's taxonomy places the organism in Eukaryota, Viridiplantae, Streptophyta, Magnoliopsida, Caryophyllales, Amaranthaceae. The coding region runs from base 225 to 1550 and encodes 441 amino acids. The record is from RefSeq and is a predicted model, not a curated record. Gene Ontology annotation, cellular component: mitochondrial inner membrane.
GAUAAACUUCAACAUUAUUAUGAGCAAAAAUUCCAAAUUUGGAGGGACAAAAGACUAGGUGUGCCAACAUUUGACACGAGCUCGUAAGCUCUCCAACACCUGCAAUUUCUACUUUCUCUCUACCCAAAGUCUAAAGAACUUAACGAGGCUUUAUAUUGGUGCCGGUAUAAGAAUGUUCUAAUCUUUUGAUUCUCGAGGAAUCUAAAUUUGCGGGUUUAUUGAAAAUGGCUUAUAGACGUAGUGUUUGUACGAGAGCUACCCUUUUCUAUCGAAGAUUCAAUCCUUGUACUGGUUAUAUUUCUCUUGACAAUGAUAGAAGGAAAACCAUUGAUGAUCAUGAAGCCCCAUUGAGAAGGCAUAUCAAUGAUUUUCUAAGCCAAAGCAGGUCUUUUGGAACUUAUGUCAACAAUUCUUGGACCCCUAAUAGCUUAUUUCAUCAUCAAAGGUCAAUUUAUUUUGGAAAUGGAAAUGGGGUUAUGAAUUUCCAUCAUAGAUAUAUGUCGACCUCAAUUGGCAAAGAGACUGAUAAUAUAGAUUUUAUUAGUGAUGUUGCUGGGGUUAUUAGUGAUACUCCGGCUGAGGUAGUUGCUACUCAGGCUACCCUUAUUGUUAGCGAAGUUGCGACUGCUGCUGCUGAUUCUGCAUUUCCAGUUGCUGCUUUGCAGUAUGUCAUUGAUGCCGUUCACUCAUUUACUGGUUUCAAUUGGUGGGCUUCAAUAGCUCUUACAACUUUGUUGAUUCGUGGGGCUACUAUUCCAUUUCUCAUUAAUCAGCUUAAAGCCUCCUCCAAGUUGGCGAUUAUGCGUCCACGUCUUGAGGAAAUUAAGGAGGAGAUGCAAGCCAAGGGCAAUGAUCCUGAUGCUAUAUAUGAAGGGAAACAGAAGAUGAAUGUGUUGUUCAAAGAAUAUGGUGUUACUCCAUUCACUCCAAUGAAAGGACUCCUCAUUCAAGGUCCUAUUUUCAUCACCUUUUUCUUCGCUAUAUCAAAUAUGGUGGAGAAGGUUCCAUCAUUUAAAAAUGGUGGCGCUUUUUGGUUUACUGAUCUCACGACUCCUGAUGCUAUGUACAUUUUUCCUGUUUUGACAGCAACAACCUUUCUCAUUACGGUUGAGUGCAAUAUGUUGGAAGGCAUGGAAGCCAAUCCUGUAGGCAAAACUGUGAAAAAUUUUUCACGAGGCUUUGCUGUUCUCACAGUUCCAUUCACAAUGAGUUUUCCCAAGGCAAUAUUUUGUUAUUGGAUCACUUCUAAUAUCUUCUCAUUCAUCUAUGCAACUGUAUUAAGCAUUCCGGGUGUUAAGCCAGCAUUGGGAAUUCCAAAUAUACCAGUGCCGCCUCCUAGUGCUUCGCAACAAAAGUCCAUGUCUUUGUUCGAACUAAUCAAACAAGCUAAAGUAGCAGCCUCGCAGUUAAAGAAGCCUGAUUCAUUACCUGCCACUCCUGAACAGUCUAAAUCCAUUAACGGAAAAGCCUCAUCAUCGGCAGUUCUUAGUCAACGCAUUAAAAGUUUAGAGAGACAAGUGAAACAAAAGAAGAAAAAUAAGAAGCGAUAGCCCAUAAUGGUAUGUCGUGCAAUUCUUUUCCCUUCUAAAGUUAUAUCUUAAAUUUUGAUAGUAAAAACUUUUUUCACUGAAUACCAAGUUUUCAAGCUAUCCCUUUAGAAAAUAGUAAUGGUUAAUUUUGAAGCUGUCGGGGUCUAACUCUGGAAGUAAUGAAGCAAUGAAUGCUUGCUUUUGGGUAUGUUAAUUAAUAUAAGUAGUUAUUCAGUGGAUGUUAAUGAGAUUAGAUUGAGAAAAUCUUGAAUUCAGUUAUACUUAAAUUCGUUAAUUGAACUUGAAAAUUAUCAAUCCAAUUGAGACUCAAAAGUUUUUGAAUUUAAAGUCGAUGUUUAGAUAAUUAAUUGGGUGACUGAUUUUUAUCGAACUUAAUUAAGUAGAAUAAUUAAGUUUAGUUGUAAAGAUGAGAAGGACCCAAAUGGUGAUUUGGUAUUGGUUGUGGGAGAAUCAUCAAAACACACCAAGAAUGCAAUUGUUGGAUAAAUAUAUCUUUAAGGAGCAAGUCUAUAAUUAAGUAUGCUAAAAUCUAAUUAAAAAUACUAUUUUCCUUGCCUUUAUUUUUUCACGAAAAUUACUCUGUUUCUCCAUUGUAAUUCCUAUGAAAAUUAAAGCUUUGUUUCUGAAUAUCAACUUAGCUAGAUGAUGUUUGUAGUCUAAAUUUGGUGAACCACCUUAAAAUUUUCAUGUUAAAUGUAGUCUAAAUUUGGUGAAUUACCUU